AUGCUCGUCCAAGCUUUGUCGGAGAGAGUCGACUGGGCCAAAGCGGCGAAGAAAACGAAGAACGUGGCGGCCACGGCCGUUGGGGAAGUGGCUGAGAACCCCGAAGCGGCUGCAGCAAAUGUGAGGAAUGUGAGGAUCAUUAGGUACGACGUCUAUUGCCAUGCGCGUGACCGCGGGACGGAGGUGGAUUCAGGCGUUCCAGCCGCAGGCAAUCCCGGCAACGAUGUCGACCACACACACGCUGGGCACCAAGGGUUGGAGCAGCUGAAGAACCUCAAGCGGGGCCGGGAGGUCACCGCAGCGUGCAGCCUGCGCCUUGCGCUGCAACAGGCGGCGUUCAACCUGCGCCUUGCGCUGCAACAGGUGUUCCUGCGCAGCAGGCUGGCUCGAACCAGUAUGGAUGGACGGGAUGAACAAUCCCAGGUGGGCAGCAUGGCUAAGCUCGCUGUCACUCGCUUACAUCACCACAGCAGAACAGGGCCCCUCACCGCCUGCGGCGGGCAUCCAGGAGAUAGCCUUCGUUCCUCACCGCCUGGUGCGGAGGCCCCCAUGCAGCCACGAGCCGCUUCGGCGCUGCUCGCGCAAAGGCACCUGGCACAUUUUAGCUGGAUGCCCGAAGAGGAUCUGACGAUCUUCGAAGCCUUGAGGGAGCAGCUGACCUUCGUCCCGGGCGAUACGCAUGAUGCCAGGUUCAAGCUGCAGGUUUGUCGCCCCUCACGGCGCAGCUGUCGCACAGCAAUGGAUGCCGUCGCUGGCACCAAGUCGCCAGCGCUUCAGCGAGUGGUGGAAGAGCUGUGCCAGAUCUUCCAGAUGGAGCUCCAUCGCUGCUGGGUCAACUUGUACCGCGCGGGCACCGACGACCAUGCAGCCUUCCACCGCGACCACUUCGACGGCCGCAGCGGCGGCGCGCAGGUCACUUUGGGCGUCUUUGCCUCCUUCGGCGACCGGCGAGACCUUUGCUGGUCCUUCGGUGGCCGCGCGACCGCGUGGCGUCUGCCGCUGCGGAAUGGCGACGUGGUGGCCUUCGAUCGAACGGCCAACGCGGCGGGGCUGCACAGCAUCGAGAAGAAGCUCGAUGCCGCGGAGGAUCGCAUUUCCGUGAGCCUCUGGGGCACCGGCCGCAUCCCGGGACACGCGCCGUGUCCGCCGUUCGCGCCGCCCGCGCGGCGGUGGAGGGCCAAAGAAGCGCCUCCGCCGCGGCGCUGGACGCGGCGGGAGACGGUGGAGGAGAAAAGAAACAUGGGCGGCGGAGGUGGAGGUGGACGAUGGGAAUGA
Durusdinium trenchii is the source of this 1275-nucleotide messenger RNA. NCBI's taxonomy places the organism in Eukaryota, Dinophyceae, Suessiales, Symbiodiniaceae. The record is from the annotation of a GenBank genome assembly.